ACGUAAACAUAAUAUAGUAUGCAAAGGAUAUGGCUAAAAACAAAGCACCCACAACACGAGGAGAAGCUGGGAAUCAAAACAUAAACGACCUAAAACUAUUCCCCUUUUGUUUGGACCAAAACAGACAAAGAAAGAAGGUGGACAAACAAUUGCAAUAAACCAAUUAGAAUACACAUAAAAAGGCGACAAUGAAAAAGUGAAACAGCAUAGAAAUCUCGUAAUCUUCAAAAUCUAAAAUCGAAAAAAAUCAAAAACAAACAAAAGUUCCAAUAGUUCCCGAGCAAAAGCCAUAAAAAUAAGACCAACAAAAUGCUGCAUGCCUUCAAAAGAAAAUUUCGAACAAUUUUGCAACGUUGUAUCCUAUUGGCCAUACUGGCGACCAUUUUUAUGCUAAUUGUGUCCUACAUGAAUUUGGAGUUUUGUUAUAAAAUUAUGUCACAGAAUAGCCUCACCUAUAUGUGUAAAAAAUAUAAAAACUACGAAUACAGUGGCACCCUGUGCGAAGAGUUGUGUACCAAUGAGCAAUCCUUUAAAUCCUUCAAAUGUCCCCAGGCAGAUAUGGGUACCAUCAUGUUUACAGCUGAGAAGAACGGUGAUGUCUAUGCGGUUAAGCUGGCCCGCCACAUUAAAGAUGACCUUAGUUGGAUAGAUAGCCGAGGCAUGCAAGUGUAUCCGAAAAUUGAAAACUUCCAUCACAUUGUUAAGAUGCACAUUACCCUUACGUAUAAUGUGACCUUGGAUGAUAAUAUGAUUAAAGCCCUGGUCAAUCAGGAAAUCGACAAAAAUAAUCCCCAACAAAUGCUGAAUUUCUGGCGUCUCUUUAAGGACAAUAACUAUAUGAUGAGCAAACUCUACGAUGAGGAUAGUCUAUUUCCAACUGUGUUGGGAUCGUGUGGUCCGUAUUAUGCUACAGAAAGUUUGAAUAUUUUGAAAACGGAGCAGAGUUUACUGCAAUAUGUAUCAUCGGAUUGGCACAAACGUCUGAAGUAUGCCUUAAGUCUAAUGGAAUUUGUCUUUAAAAUGGAUGAGAUGAAACCAGAGCCCCUGAGAAUGUGUAAAAUGAAAAUAAGUAAUUUUGGUGUGACGGGAGAUAACAGAAUCAAAUAUGAAAAUGCUGAACACGUCUAUGUAGAAACGAAAAUCGACAAACGUUUAUCGGAUGGUUCACCCUGUGAAGAGGAUGCCGAUUGUAAUUUCCACUAUUGCAUGGGCAAAUGUGAUACCAAAACAUCCACAUGCAACGGUGUACAACAAAAUAAUAAUCUACAAAUAUUCUGUGAUAAAAUUCUCAAAGGUGGUGGUCUCUUUCCAGGACUACUGGCUUCGGCCAAAACACCCAAGAAUCUAAUGAAAAUGGUCAAAAAUUGCAUUGAUCCAUCCAAGUUUAGUAAUCUGCAUGUGGCCGGUCGAUCGUAUGCUCCCAACACAGAAUUGGCCCUACGUUUGUACAAUGAAAUGAAACGUUUGCACAAGGUCGACUCCAAGGAGGCGGUGGUGGGCACCAAUUAAAACAAAUCAAUUGAAAUUAAAGAGCAAUACAAUGACAACAAUUCCUUUUAGCAGAGAAACAAUGGACGUGGGGAGGGGUUUGGCUCAAAGCCAUUUAAUAACCCCUUAUCUCAUGCAUUCGAUCAACAAUUAUGAAACAGCAACACAUAUGUUGUAAUCUACUUUAUCAUGAAAUACUUUAAUUAUUCUAUGAAGAAUAUUGAAAAACAACCCUCCUUAAUAUUUUAAUUAGGUUUAGUAUAGUGCAACUAGAAAAGUCUAAUCUUAACGCUCACCUUUUUUAACGGCUAUUAUAAGAACAAAUGAAUAAAUAAAUCGCAUAAGAAAUCAUGU
Molecule: messenger RNA, 1842 nt
Organism: Musca domestica (house fly)
Lineage: Eukaryota; Metazoa; Arthropoda; Insecta; Diptera; Muscidae
Product: divergent protein kinase domain 1C
Exons: 6
Coding region: 310-1509 (399 amino acids)
Source: RefSeq, a predicted model, not a curated record